AUAAGGUGUAUCAAAACAUGCUAAUCUAAAGUUUAAAAUACAUUUUUCAUAAUCCAUUACAUUGGAGAUAUGUCAAGAUGGCCGAAGAAGGUCCGGGAUAAACAUUUUAACACAUAAGAACAGCUUGCGAUAUUGAUAGAGUAUCAGGAUGGCACAUCAACUUCAGUUAGAGAAGGAAAAAUACAGGCAGUGGGUAAAAGCUGGUUUAGGACUUGGAUAUUUAAAGGAGGGACUGGUACCAUUCUGUAAUGACAUAGCUGACCAACAACAUAAGGAUAUCUUACAAAACAUUCGGUCUACAAAAUCACUAACAUCAACUGUGACAUGUGGGGGCUGUCGAGUUGAAACUCUCAAGCCAGACCAUAAGCCAGUAGGGAAUGCUAAAAAUAGAGUUUGUCCUCUUGGGCAAGUAAAAUGCAGCUGUUGCUUUAAGGGCAAAAUUGCUUGUCCGAACAACAUAUGUGGCGCCAUCUAUGACUUUAUUGUGCAGCAUCAUUCAUCCUCACCACCUGCACCUAACUGGAAAAACACCGAUGCUCAACAGUGGAUGACAGACCCUUGGAGCAUUUGUAAGUGUUUUAUAAAUGCUCCAGGGUACGAGGACAAGACAUCAGCUGGGGAAACUGAUUGUACUGGGUUAUUAAUCUUAAUGAUGAAUAACCAGUAUUUUCAUAGCCACAUUGGAUGUGAUGUCACAAAAGCAAACAACCUUUUUUUAAAGGUACGUCAGUAUAGAAAUAAUAUUUUCCACUCAAGCAAUAUGGAAUUAGAAGAAAGUGAAGCAAAUACUUACUUAGACGAUAUGAUAGCAGUUCUACAAGAUGGUAAGGAGCUGUUACAAAGAUCAGAUGCCCAGAUAGCGGUGAAGAAACUUCAAGAUCUGAAGAAGAAGGACUUCAUUAUUAAUACUGAAGGCUUUGAAGAAAUUCUGAGGCAUAUCAAGGAAGAAAUGAGAAAAGUUUUGAAAUCAACAGAAAAUGCUGCAACCCAAUAUGAUGAUCUGAAGAAGAAGCUAAUAGACCUUGAAACCAACAUGUCUGACCAAAAGAAGGGAAAACUGGAACAUGAAAACGAACUUGCAGAACUUAAGAAAACAAUUACAGAAGAAAAGAAGGAAAAACUUGAGAUGGAAAUUGAGCAAGACAAAUUGAAAGAGAAACUUUCUGUUCUAGAGACACUUGUUUCAGAAAAAAAAGAGAAGAUGGCAAAUAUUAAGACAGGUCAAAGUCAGACAGAUUAUGAUCAAGCCAAGUUAGAAUGGCGAGAAAAGCUGAUUGAAAAGUAUCAAAAAACCCUGCUGCAAGUUCCUUCAACACCUUUACAACCAAAAAGUGAAAAAUGUAGCUUUAAUGAAAUUUAUAUUAGGCCCAAAAUAAUGAGGGAAAUAAAAGGAGAAAAGGGGGAGACAAAUGAGGUGGAGGUUAAAACAAUGUCAGAAAUAUUCACAAAGGAGGGAGUCCCCAAAAAAUCUGUAUAUGUUCUAGGAGAUGCAGGGUCAGGAAAAACUAGUUUUUGUAAAUAUCUGGUCAACUGUUGGUGUUUGGCACACAGUGAGGAACAUAAAGCCAACAAUGAAGAUGGAGAUGGCAAUGAUAAACCUGAAGGGUACAAUGAAAAACAUGUAGAUGACGGUAAAAAACAUGGAGCUUGCAAUGAAAAUGAAGAUGGCAGUAGUAAACCUGAAGGUGACAGUGAAAAACAUGAAGGUGACAAUGAAAAUCAAGGAGGUGUCAAUGGAAAUGAAAGUUGCACUGAGCAACAAGGAGGUGAUAAUGAAGGACAUGAAAAACAUGGAGCUGGAAGUGUCGAUGAAAAUGAAGAUGGCAAAGAGAAACACAGUGGUGAUUUUGAAGAACAUGAAAAAAUGGGAAGUGACAUUGUAAAUAAAGAGGUAAAGGGGACACAUAGUGGAGACAUUGGAAACGAAGAGGGCAGUAAGACACAUCAAGAUGUUAAUGAGAAACGAGGCAAUGAAAAACAUGUUGGUGACAUAAAGAAAAAUGGAAGUGAUAGUGAUGACAUUCAAGAUAACAACGAUGACUUAGUACACUCCGAAUCCCGCAAUGAUGACUCUAAUGGUGACCCAAUGCUUUCAGAAUCUGACAUUUACACUGAUGAUAUCUUAACAGGCUUUAAAUUUGAUAGUGAUGGCUCUGUUGAUAGAUUAAAUGACACCGAAUCCCAUAGUUACGACUCUGAUGGUGACUUAAUACACUCUGAAUCCUAUUGUGAUGACUCUGAAUAUGAUAGCAAAAAUUAUGAACUGAAAUUCAAUGGUGUAAAAGAGAUGAAGAAAUUUGAUUUUGUAUUUUACAUCCCUCUUAGACAGUUUAGACAGUAUCAAAACAUUGACACUAUUGAUGAAAUGCUUCAAAAACGUUAUCAAAUGAAAAUGUUAAACACACUUCUUGAAGAGGAAUCCUCUAGAGUUAUGAUUUUGCUUGAUGGCUUAGAUGAAUGGUCCUCUGAAAAUGUCCCAGAACAUAGCAUCUUUAAGGAGUACACAAUAGUAACUACUUCACGUCCAUGGAAAUUUCAUACACUGAGAUCAAGUGAUGUGGAGAUUGAACUGUUACUGAAACUGAAAGGGUUUGAUCUUAGAUGUGAAAGGGAAAUGGUAAAUAGGACAGUCUCACAAUUAAAUGUAAAUAGACAUGCUAAUAAACAAGCCAGAGAUUGUAGGAAAAAGCUGAAUCAGAAGUCUCUGGGAAGUUUAAAACAGAUACCAAUUAUGCUACAACAACUGAUAUGUCUAUGGUUUGAUGGUAAACUUGAUAAAACCUCAAGAUGUGCCAUCUACACCGGUAUGUUAGAAUUAUUCUUCACCUGGAACGACAUGAAAACUACAGGAACAAGUACUCGACUCAUGAAGGGGACCCAGAAAGUAGAUCUUCCUAAAUAUAUAGCCGAUAAAACCAAAUUAAGAUUUAACGGCCAUUUCAUUUAUGAAGUGUCACAGUUGGCUUAUGAGUCACUAUUUAAUUGUCCGAAGGAAAAAUCGUUGACAUUUGACAUUUGUAUGUUUGAUGAUCUUGAAAUAUCAGAUGAAGUAAGAGAAAAUUGCUUGAAACUUGGAAUAAUGACAGAAGAUGAAGGUCCAAGUUUAUCUGUAUCAGAACCACCAAGCUCAUUGUUCUCUUUCAUUCACAAAUCAAUGCAAGAAUUUCUGGCUGCAGUGUAUAUUGGUAUCACAUUCAAUGCAAAAAUUGGUUCGUCAGAUAGUACAGGAAAUGUUGAACUAGCCAAGAAGUUUAUUAAUGAAGUUUUUCAGACAUGUUUAACAGUAAAUGACAUAUUAGAGCAGUCAAAUGUUAUCAUUAUGCUAUCUGGUCUUGAACCUAGAUUAGCAACACAUAUUUCAAAAUACAUACAUGAUACUGCGUCGGAAGACUCUCGUGUUCAGGAAUACAGGAGAACAAUAAAUAGUAAAAGUACAAUUUUUUAUAGGGAUUAUGAUCGUUUUACAGAUAAUCAGGAGGACCAUCGUUUUAUAACUGAUAUUCAAAAGCUUAUGUUUGACUCAAUGGAAGAACUAAAUGCAGCAUGUAUUAUAGGAAGUAAUACUGUAUUUUAUAUAAGAGAUUUGGUCAUUGAUAGUUGGGAUCAGUCUUUCGAUAUUGUUUGUUCAGGAGAUUAUUACAAUAAAUCUCAAUUAUAUCAUACCAACAUAUCAAAGAGACUAGUCACAGUAUUACCAUUGUUAAAUAAUCUCAGAAAGCUUGAGUUACGGUUUUGUAGGUUAACUGACAAUAUAAUACAGUUACCUUUAGAGAUGAAGAGUUUAAAGUACAUUAAGCUUCAUGGUGUAAUAAUAUGUUUGACAACAUGGCAGAAGUUUGUUGAGAGUCUUCCUGCUAUACCUCAUACUGUAGAUGUGUAUGUAUUUAGCUGUAAUAUAACAGAAGAUGGUGAGGAGUUUAAUGAUGAUAUGUCAUUUAUGACUUUUGAUGAAAGACGUGGAAGAAAAACGGGAAAUGCUAUACAGUGUGUAAAAGAUAAGAAUCAGUUAUUUCAUGUAAAACUUGUUGAUGGUCUUUGGUUUGAGUUUUCAACAAAAAAGUGA
This is a messenger RNA of Ruditapes philippinarum (Manila clam), 4063 nucleotides long. RefSeq lists its product as uncharacterized. The record is from RefSeq and is a predicted model, not a curated record. The transcript has 7 exons. NCBI's taxonomy places the organism in Eukaryota, Metazoa, Mollusca, Bivalvia, Venerida, Veneridae. The coding region runs from base 149 to 4063 and encodes 1304 amino acids.